AUGGCCAUGGCGGGCACGGGGAAACAGCCGGACAACAAUGACGACGCUCCUCCCACUCCACAGAGACCGGUGUCUUCCUUACUGUCUCAUUUUGAGAAUCUUUCUCACCGCAGAGCUCCCUCUGCUGUAGCUGCUAGCCCGCGCACUUCUACAACCCAUUUACUGGCAACUCCGGAGCCUAGCGAUGAGCUCCGAUCCUCCAGCCGUGCCUCACUCGAUUUGCCCCGACCACAUUCCCCAUGGACCCCGGCUGAGGAUAGACCAAACCCUGAGAACUCCCGGGAUCGUGGGUUCUCCGGUAGACGAUAUGGCCGGCCUAUCUCUAUGAACUUCCAUCGAUCAUCGCCACAGCUACCGCCAACCUUGACAGUACAGUCGCCCCAAUCGCCGCCCCGCGUACAAGACCGUGAUGAAGUUUCGACUCCGUAUGGUGACAGCCGCAAGACUCGGAGUCCAGGCCAUCGCCCACGAGAAUCGAUGUCUGUGUCGCCGGCACCGCCUCGCCCGCUCUCCCCGAUACCAAAGUUCGGACCGUCCGUUAAUGCAGAGGAUACGAUGCCUCGGGUGUCGCCUGGAUCUCUCCGCGUCAAUCACACUGGGAGCUCGACGGACCGGAAAUUAAAAAGCGCCUCGUUGCCACCCCCAGCUAACCGCGCACCAAAGCCCAAAAUCCCGGCGAAACCGGCUAUGUUCUCUCACCCGGAUAGCAGCUCGUUGAAUCCUCCACCAGGACGAGCAUCACCCGAUCGAAGUGUUUCACCUUUUAGCACCCCUCCUGGUAGCCCGGAGAAGAAUAUCGCUAAGCCCCCAUCUACUGGGAAGAGCAUUGCUAAGCCAGCACCAGCUCGGCCAACGACAGAGCCACCGACUCGACGUUCAUUCGACGAGCGAUCACCUGUUCCGUCUGCGAACGCCAGGCGUGACGCUAGAGAGAUGGGAUUCUCGAGGAUCCCUCCUGGUCCAGAGCCCUCACGGGCCUCCAAGCCCUUGAUGGUGCAGAUUCCAUCUGCUCCCGUAGAUGCUCCUAUCUCUUCUGCCAGUGCUACCCCUCUUUCGGCGCAGAGAUCUCGAGCCAGUGAUAUUCCCUACGACCGCCCAGGGCUUCCCCCUCGACCUUUGGGGGCUUCUCGCCGUAGCGGAGUCUCUCCCGCGCGAGAGUCUCCCAGGCAUAUAAGCAGCCCUGCGCAGCUGACGCCUCUUGCCAGAUCCGCGCCUUCUUUCCCGCGUGUUAGCGAAUCCUCAGCGCCCAAACCGAUCCAGCGCCAACCCUCUCUACCUCGUGAAUCUCACCUGUCUUCUUCUCUCCCUGAGCGGCGCGUCCUAACCGUCGACCCCCCACGCUUCAAAACUGGACCGAAAGAUAUUCUAACGAAGUAUGAUACCCGCUUACUGGCCGUGUGUGGCAAGUAUGUGUGCACGACUGGGUAUUUGACUCGGGUGUGGGAUCUUACAACUGGUGACCAAGUGAUGAGUCUCAGUCAUGGCGAGACCGUGAAGAGUUUGUCUCUUGCUUUCAAACCAGGGAAAGGUCUUGAAGAUGAGGGCGAGCGUAUCUGGCUUGGUACCAGCGCUGGAGAUCUCCACGAAGUUGAUAUCCCGAGCCAAUCCAUCGUGGCCACCCGCGCAUACCCCUCUCGCCGAGAAAUCAUUCAAAUUUUACGACACAAGAAAGAGAUGUGGACACUUGAUGACGAAGGCCGACUACUUGUUUGGUUACCAGACGAGACAGGCACACCCAACUUGCAAUACAGCUACCACAGCCCCUCCGAACGUGUAGCCCGAGGCCAUACAUUCUCCAUGGUAGUUGAUGACAAGUUGUGGCUCGCAGCAGGAAAAGAUGUCCAUGUGUAUCGCCCCAGCGCAAAGGAUGAUGUCCCGUUCAAGGUCUUCAAACGACCUCUCGGUCUUCAACACUCGGGCGACGUGACUUCAGGUUCCUAUACCACGCGGGAUGGAGGCCGGGUAUAUCUGGGACACGCAGACGGCAAGGUUACUGUGUACUCGUCAGCCGAUUUUACUUGCUUGGCGGUGGUCAACGUCAGUGUGUAUAAAAUCAACUGCCUUGGAUUUGUCGGAGACUAUCUUUGGGCUGCGUAUAAAACCGGAAUGAUCUACGUCUACGAUGUGUCCACCAACCCCUGGACCGUGAAGAAAGACUGGCGUGCCCAUGAUAGUCCUGUAUCUAGCUUCGUGUUAGACAUGAGCAGCGUAUGGACCAUGAACCGCCUGCAGGUGACCUCGCUCGGCACUGAUAAUUGCAUUCGCCUCUGGGACGGAAUGCUCGAGGAUGACUGGUUAGAUGCGCGGAUGCAGGCCAGAGACGUGGAGUUCUGCAACUUCCGAGAAAUCAAGGCUGUUGUCUUGACUUGGAAUGCUGGAGCUGCUACCCCUGGCAGUGUUCGAACGUCGGAUUUCAUCCGAAAUGCAGUCACCCCGAAGACCCACCGGAGAUCGUGGUAUUUGGGUUCCAGGAAGAGCUUGCUGCUUGGCAGUAAAAAGAAAGAGAACGGUGAGAAGGAACACAUGAGUCGUCAGUAUCGAGUGUGGAUCGAUCAUCUUUCCCGUUCUCUUCACGAAUGCAUGCCUCUCGAGGAAUCCUACGUUCUUUUGCAUACUGCGAACAUGGUCGGACUGUUUACUUGCGUUUUCGUCAAACACAAGGAACGCCAUAAUAUCAAAAACGUCAAUGCUUCGGAGAUUAAGCGCGGGAUGGGCGGUUUACAUGGGAACAAGGGUGCCCUUGUCUUGCGCUUCGUCCUGGACGACAGCUCGAUAUGCUUUGUAAACUGCCAUUUGGCGGCCGGCCAGACUCAGACGGCAAACCGAAACAACGAUAUUGCUGCUAUCUUAGAGGCCGAAUCCCUGCCUGUGGAAAAUAGCAUGACCCUGCGGACAGAUCAGUUCACCAGUGGUGGCGAUGGCUCAAUGAUCAUGGACCAUGAAGUGUGCAUUCUGAACGGAGACCUGAACUACCGAAUCGAUGCAAUUCCUCGUAAUGUGAUCAUCGACGCAGUUCGCCAGAGCAACCUACCGAAACUCCUGGAUCGAGACCAGCUACUCGCUUCCCGGCGGAAGAACCCCGGCUUCCGCCUGCGUGCUUUCACCGAGUCACCCAUUACCUUCGCCCCGACCUACAAGUACGAUGUCGGCACGGACGAUUACGACUCUAGUGACAAGAAACGCUCUCCCGCCUGGUGCGACCGCAUCCUCUACCGUGGCCUGGGCCGCGUCAAGCAACUCGAUUAUCGGCGACAUGAGGUCCGCGCCUCCGACCACCGGCCGGUCAGUGCGGCAUUUAAGAUCCGUGCUAAGACCAUCCUAAAUCAAGAACGGAACGCAGCGUGGGAGGCGUGCAACAAGGAGUUCAAUGAUGAGAAGCGCCGCUUGGCUUCCGAAGCUAGCAUCGAGUAUCUCAUUACUGUUCUCGGCACAGAUCCCCGUCAGGCCCGUGCCUUGAUAUUGGGAAAGCAAUAG
Penicillium mononematosum is the source of this 3474-nucleotide messenger RNA. RefSeq names its product putative inositol polyphosphate phosphatase. Gene Ontology annotation, molecular function: phosphatidylinositol-4,5-bisphosphate 5-phosphatase activity; protein binding. The transcript is spliced from 6 exons. The record is from RefSeq and is a predicted model, not a curated record. Gene Ontology annotation, biological process: phosphatidylinositol dephosphorylation. Lineage: Eukaryota; Fungi; Ascomycota; Eurotiomycetes; Eurotiales; Aspergillaceae. The coding region runs from base 1 to 3474 and encodes 1157 amino acids.